AUGAAAGUAGUGAAUCGUGAGAGGGAGGGCAAGCAGGGUGAGAGCAGCCGUGAGGGCACGCUGCACGAUGAAAGUAGUGAUGGUGAGAGGGAGGGCAAGCAGGGCAUGGAGGAGGAGGUGGCAGUGACCCAAGGCGCCCAUGGGAGCAAGGAUAGUCAAACUGAGGGCAUGGAGGAGGAGGUGGCAGUGAGGCUGCUCCGUUUCGCCGACAAGCAGGAGGCCAGAGAGGCGAUGCAGGCGUUCGCAAGAGAGGUGGAUGUUCUCCUGCGCGUGCAAGAUGUGCAGCACCACCCGCACAUUAUCCGCCUGGUGGGCCGCUACAAGGACCCCCUCUCGGCUUCCCUUGCGCUCGCAUACGAGUUCAUGCCGGGGGGCAGCCUGCAGGAGCAGCUGCUGAUGGCCAAGCUCUGGGAGACCAAGGUGGCUCGUUACUUCGCCGAAAUCGGCUCGGCCUUGCUCUGCCUGCACCAGUCCCACCCGCCCAUCCUCCACCGCGACCUCAAACCCGACAACAUUCUCCUCGACCAAUCACGCACCAGCAAACUCGCUGGCAUGGGGCUGUCCUGCGUUGUCCCGUCCUCCUCCUCCUCCUCCUCCUCCUCCUCCUCCUCCUCCUCCUCCUCCUCCUCCUCCUCCUCCUCCUCCUCCUCCUCCUCCUCCUCCUCCUCCUCCUCCUCCUCCUCCUCCUCCUCCUCCUCACAUCCCGUGGUCACGGGGGACGUGCGUGGGACGCCAGGGUUUGUCGACACCGAGACGAUUCUUUUAAAGACCACGACAGUGAAAACAGACGUGUAUGCGUACGGGAUGGUUCUCAUGCUCCUGCUCACCCGCUUUCUGGAGGUCGAGGAUGUGAUUGGGUACCUUCACUUCAUGCCCUCGGAAAUCCGAUGGAACCCUGCGUGUGCUGCUGCUCUUAUUGCGGGGUUGGAGGGCAGAGGUACUGGCAGUGGCAGUGAGAUUGACGACCACAUGGGUGGCGUCAGCAACGGAGGUGUGGGGCAGUUGGAUCCGUCAGCAGGGGAGUGGGAUGUGGGGUUGGCACACCGGCUGCUGGUGGUGGCGAUGAGGUGCCUGGAAAGGACGUCAGAGCGAUGGCCGUACAUGGAAGAGGUGAUGCACGCUGUGGGCGCAGUGGCUAGGGAUGCUGCAGCCUUGGGGGCAAAAGGAGUGGAGUGA
Closterium sp. NIES-65 is the source of this 1176-nucleotide messenger RNA. The record is from the annotation of a GenBank genome assembly. NCBI's taxonomy places the organism in Eukaryota, Viridiplantae, Streptophyta, Zygnematophyceae, Desmidiales, Closteriaceae.